UGCUAUGAUGUCACUCCACCCCACUCACAUACAAAGGCGUGAGCGAGAGAAGCACACAUACUCACUCUAGUGCACUCAAACACAACUCUGCUCCGGCUGACUCGGCACCUCUCACUCAGAAUAACUCCUACACUCACUGCUAGAGGAAUGAGCAGAGCUGAAACCACACAAACAGCGCCAGCUACAGGACGACAGGGGUAAUUUUCCUUCCGAGAGGAGAACAUAAGAGAAGCACUCUUUAGAGAGUGUUUUCUGUUUACUUGCACACGCUCACCCGGCAGUUAGGACCAGGCCACUCACGCCCCACCAUGCUGCAGCAGAUCCUGGCAGACAUGUACAUCGACCCAGACAUUCUGGAGGCUCUGAACGAGGAGCAGAAGAAGACGCUCUUUCUGAAGAUGAGAGAGGAGCAAGUGCGGCGGUGGAAGGAAAGAGAGGAGAAGGAGGGAAAAGAGGGGAGGAAAGAAAAGCCCAAGCCAAAGAAAGGACCCUGUAAGAGUGUAAGCUGGCUCCUGGGACGAGAUGGAGAGGUGCAUGUGUGUGUUAUUGGAGAGAUGGAGGAGUCAAAGUCCCACAAACUCAUCCUGUCUGAACUCAGGGAGCAAAACAGGACCAACUCCAGCAAAGCCAACAGACCUCAGGCUACAGAGCCUCUCAAAAGCAGCAUGGCCAGCAGACCGGCCCAGCAGGCCAGCACUAAACCCGGCAUAGAGCUGCUGCUCAAAAAGGCAGCAGAGAUGAACCACUCGGGCAGUGUCCCAGACAGCCAGAAACAGGACAGCGAUUCUGAUUCUCUAGAUGACCAAAAGGACCCAAAGGACAAUUCAGACUCCUUGAAUUCUGUGACCAACCAUAACAGUGAUCUGGCUAAUUCCCAACCCCAGAGGAUAGACAGAGACAUAUCUAUGACAGAGAGACUGAACCAGCUUAAUUUGCAGAGAAACGCCAAGGAGCAGCUGUCUGUCAAAAACGAGCCCCGCCCACAGGACACGCCCACACAAGAGAAAGGAGUGACAAACGAACAGUCGAUCAGCUCUUCUUACGGAAGCCGUGUGGCUCAGCUGAGGAAGAACUUUAACACGCCAAACGCCAAAACCACUUCACCAUGUGCCAAACCGCCCAUCCCCACCAAACCAGCUCAUCUGCUGACCUCUGCUUCAGCCAGAUAAACACGCACACGGAGCAAAUCGGCUCAUCUGCCGGCCUCCGUCGCUAUCAGAUAAACACACACACACACAAAGCAUCUGAGCUGUGGACUCUGGUUAAUUUAACGUACCUGUAAAUAAACCUCGAACAAAGCAGAGAAAUGAACUCCUUGCAUUCUACCCUGAGCUGAUGUACAAACAGACAUCAGCCUGAGAAGCCUACAGAUUCACAAGGAGAGAGGACGAAAGUGAGAGUCAUAUACUGUAUAUACGGCCAAAACCCUCUCGAUCUCUGCACUGCACUGCAGCACUACAACUCCAAAGGGUCAACACACACACACUUACACACACAGCCCUGACUUUCAUGUCUUGACAUGCCUCCCUGAAUUUGGUUUUCACAAGUUAUGGCGUCCACUGUCCAGUGGACUGAGUUUUGUGCUAAUGCUUUCACAUUCUGUACCUGUGUCUUGUUUUUUUAUAACACAACGAGUUCUCUUAAAGGGAAGAAAGACCAAAGGUGUUUUCUACUCUUUUGUAUUAUCGAAUGUGCUUUUGUAAAUAUCACCAUGUGUUAAACAUGGAAAUAAAACUUUGCUGGAUUUCAGUGCUGCAUA
Colossoma macropomum (tambaqui) is the source of this 1759-nucleotide messenger RNA. RefSeq lists its product as uncharacterized. Gene Ontology annotation, cellular component: cytoplasm. Bases 309 to 1169 code for a protein of 286 amino acids. The record is from RefSeq and is a predicted model, not a curated record. The transcript has 6 exons. Lineage: Eukaryota; Metazoa; Chordata; Actinopteri; Characiformes; Serrasalmidae.